AGAGGUAAGAAGAAGGAAAAUCUCGCAAGGCAUUAACAUGAUACGUUUUCUGUUCGUCUAAUUUCAAUAUCUGAGGAUCCUUCACGACAGUCUCAGUCUUUGUCUGGUCUACGCAUUCGUAUCUUGCAAUUGAUAAAUUGUUGAACUUGAUUGAGUCUAUGUCAUCCAAUUAUGCUGAAUACUCCUUAAGUAGUUCUCAGAGGUUGUUAUUAAAUGAAAUCUACAGGAAGCAAAAUUUAAGCUGCUGAAGUUCCUUCUUUUAAAACAGCAUGUCCUUGGGAACCUCCAAAGUAGUUUUUCAGGUUCUGUCUAGGGCUCUGCCUCAAACUGGGCAUAAUGAACCUUUUGUGAACUCUUCGGAUUUAACAUUACAUUCCCAGUUUCGUGUAAAGUGUUUGAAGAAAAGAUCCUUAAGGCAUAGGCAUGUGAUCAAUUGUUCUAGCAUGCUUCAAAGUCAGUUAAGAAGUCAUCAAUUUCAGUGGAUGGGUGUCCAUUUCCGUGAGACCUACAGUCAAUCAUGGCUGCAGACAUGCAAAUGCCAACAGGUGGAAAGUGCAAGUGGCAUAACCGCAGGAGAUGGAAAUGGAUCAAGGUUUGUCAAUAAUGUUGAAACAUCGAAUUCAGUAAGCAAUGUGAUGAGUGCGAAGCAUAUCCAAGAGUUCCAAGAUGUCCAACAGUUGAAACAGGAAAAGGAGGUUUUGAAAUCUAAUGGUACAAAUGGAGCUAUUGCUAGCAGCUUUGAGACAAUUAGCAUCAACUCCAUUGAGGAAGAAGCAUGGGACCUACUAAGGGAGUCUGUAGUUUAUUAUUGUGGCAAUCCUAUUGGAACUAUUGCUGCAAAGGACCCAACCAGUUCCAAUGUUUUGAAUUAUGACCAGGUCUUUAUUCGUGAUUUCAUUCCUUCUGGAAUUGCUUUCCUAUUGAAGGGGGAGUAUGACAUUGUUCGGAAUUUUAUCCUUUAUACACUUCAGUUGCAGAGCUGGGAGAAAACAAUGGAUUGUCAUAGUCCAGGACAAGGUCUGAUGCCUGCUAGUUUUAAAGUUCGGACAGUUCCUCUAGAUGGUGAUGAUUCUGCAACAGAAGAGGUUUUGGAUCCUGACUUUGGAGAGGCAGCCAUUGGUCGUGUUGCUCCUGUUGAUUCUGGAUUGUGGUGGAUUAUUUUAUUACGAGCAUAUGGAAAAUGCUCCGGUGAUCUAUCCGUUCAGGAGAGAGUUGAUGUGCAAACAGGAAUUACGAUGAUUUUGAAGUUGUGUCUUGCUGAUGGCUUUGACAUGUUCCCAACCUUAUUAGUAACUGAUGGUUCAUGCAUGAUAGAUCGGAGGAUGGGAAUUCAUGGGCAUCCUUUGGAGAUACAGGCACUGUUUUAUUCUGCUUUACUUUGUGCACGAGAGAUGCUUACUCCAGAGGAUGGAUCAGCUGAUCUUAUACGGGCACUGAACAAUCGUCUGGUAGCUCUUUCAUUUCAUAUUAGAGAAUAUUAUUGGAUUGAUUUGAAAAAAUUAAAUGAGAUUUACCGUUACAAGACAGAGGAGUACUCAUAUGAUGCAGUUAAUAAGUUCAACAUAUACCCAGACCAGAUUUCUCCUUGGUUAGUGGAAUGGAUGCCAAACAAAGGAGGUUAUUUGAUUGGCAACUUACAACCAGCUCACAUGGAUUUCCGAUUUUUUUCACUGGGAAACUUGUGGUCUGUCGUAAACAGUUUGGCCACUGAGGAACAGUCACAUGCCAUUUUGGAUCUUAUUGAGGCCAAAUGGUCAGAUUUGGUUGCAGAGAUGCCAUUCAAGAUUUGUUAUCCUGCUCUUGAAGGUCAGGAAUGGCAGAUAAUCACAGGCAGCGACCCUAAAAACACGCCUUGGUCCUACCAUAAUGCAGGCUCCUGGCCAACACUGCUCUGGCAGCUCACAGUUGCAUGCAUAAAGAUGAAGAGAACACAUAUUUCCGCCAAAGCUGUUGAGAUUGCCGAGAGACGCAUGUCAAGAGACAGAUGGCCAGAAUACUAUGAUACGAAGAGAUCUCGAUUCAUUGGGAAGCAAUCUCGACUAUUUCAGACUUGGUCUAUUGCAGGAUACCUUGUGGCAAAGUUACUACUUGCUGACCCUAGUAAAGCAAACAUACUGAUUACUGAGGAGGAUUCUGAACUUGUGAAUGCCUUGAUUAGUGCCAACCCUAGAGGAAAGCGUGGACGGAAAAAUAUGAAGCAGACCUACAUUGUUUGAGUCUUAUAUUGCAAUUCAUUUGGUUGGUUCUUUAUGGUCAGUUAAUUUGUCUUCUGAUUAGUAGCAUAUUAUUUUAGAAACGGCAGGAAUAUGCAAAAUAUAUAGAAGUUUGGGUUGGCUAUGAUGAAAUUGUCUUACCCUGGUAUAUAAGGAUGUAGUAAAGAGAUCAAGAUGGUGUCAAUACCUCAGGUUUGUAAGUAGCAUAUAUAAGAUACAGUUAAUCAUAACAGAUGAAGACUUUUAUACUAGUAGUUUCUAAAGAAAAACUGGCUUUGCCCCCUCUUUGCUCACCUUAUAGUACCAUUUUCUGUAAUUGCCAUGGUAAAUGAAUCU
Molecule: messenger RNA, 2549 nt
Organism: Abrus precatorius (Indian licorice)
Lineage: Eukaryota; Viridiplantae; Streptophyta; Magnoliopsida; Fabales; Fabaceae
Product: neutral/alkaline invertase 3, chloroplastic-like
Exons: 7
Coding region: 270-2216 (648 amino acids)
Biological process (GO): sucrose catabolic process
Cellular component (GO): chloroplast
Molecular function (GO): sucrose alpha-glucosidase activity; endo-alpha-N-acetylgalactosaminidase activity
Source: RefSeq, a predicted model, not a curated record